Messenger RNA from Anopheles funestus (African malaria mosquito), 1830 nucleotides. RefSeq lists its product as uncharacterized. Lineage: Eukaryota; Metazoa; Arthropoda; Insecta; Diptera; Culicidae. Bases 517 to 825 code for a protein of 102 amino acids. The transcript has 2 exons. The record is from RefSeq and is a predicted model, not a curated record.
UUCAUCGGAUCGUGGUAACGAAAACCACGCCUUUGGAACGUUUCGGACAAUAUGUUGCGUGUAUCCGUACCAUACGCUAUCUCUAUCCGUUUGCAUAACUUUUAUGCUAGCACCGUUCAUACUCGCACAGCAGAACGGUGGUCGACGGCGCGCAUCCGAAGAAAUACUGGAAUGUGUUGGUUCCACGCAACAAGUACGGCAUCUGCAACAUCGAGUCGGGACGCGAUAUGCUACAUAAGAGCGCAUCGCACUGCAGCGGAACUUCAGUUUCGUCGAAACCGCCGAACGGAUAACUUCGAAGGAUAUUUCUCUCGCUCUCAGUGUUGCGCCCUUUCUCAGUCGUAUUUAUCGUGAGCCCGCGAAAACUGACGAACCAAACGAAAGAUUUCAACUGUGUUAGCACGUGUGUUGGUUUGAAAUUCUUGAAGAAUAAUUUUGUGGAACAAUUUGUGAGGACUUUGGUGACGAGUGUCUGUGCUGUUGGUGAAAUAAAAUCAAAACCUUGGAAGCAGAAAGAUGGCUGUGGGAUUUAUAGCUGAUCCAGAUGAAGCUGCAGUACCGAAAUCAGCUUCAAUCAUGCACAACAACAAUCAAUCGCAACCGUUGCCUGGCGAUACAGCACCGACUCAUCUGGAGUAUCAAACUCCUACGGAUCUGGACGACCUGUCGGUAGUGAUCACUACCUUACGAAUGAGAAGUUUGAUGCAGCAGAUCAUCGUCAACCUGAUUGCCCAUGUGAUGCUGUUUGGUGGAUUGGGCAGUCCGGAACAUGCGCUGUGUCCUGACUGCGUGCUGUUGGUGUUGUUGUUUCGCUAUUACAUUUAAUCCAACACGAAGUGAGCUGUGUGUGGGCGCAUUAAUCGAUGCUCCUGAUCGAUCCUGAACCUGUACAGAACCGCCUAUAGUUAAUCCUGCUCAUCAAAAGGUCUGUGAUAGGUUAAGGUUCUUGUUUCUUUAUUUUCAAAAUCGCAUACUCCCAGCUCUUCCUCUUCGACUCUUGAAGUGGGAAGUUGUUGAGGAGCUACAAAUGUACAAUUGGAAAAUAAAGUAAAGAAGCAACCAUGUUAGGCUAAGAUCACUUGCAGUAGUAGGGAUAAGUGUGGCACGCAUAGUGGGAUGUGAUCGUGUGCUUUUUAGAGUUUAGAGUCCGAAUAGCUGAUCGGUCGAGGACGGAAUGCUGGCAGAACGGCUCGAGUUGCAUUUCCUUACGCUUGUCGUCUGAAUAUCGCUAGCACCAUGAUGGAGAUAGUCCAUCAAACUGUGUACGCCUGUGAGCAAAUAUAAAAGCAAAUAAAUAUGUGUUAGAGCGAUUACGUUACUUAAAAGAUCUUGUUUUUAUUGUACAAUUUAUUCAAUUGCUAAUUAUUGAGAAUGACGAAAUCAAUUAUUUUUCUUUAAUAGGUCCGAUAUUUUUCCAUCUUUUUAUCACAUACAGAGAUAGCAUAUAAUAACGGGGGUGGGGAGAGUUUGCAGUUAAUUCGGGUGUAUCUGAUAUUCUCAGACAUUCGCCUCCAGGGAGAAUUUGUGUUCUCAAGAAGUCUCUUCUAUUGCAAGAUGACUCUCUGGAACUUCUGUUUGGAGAAAACUUAUGCAUUCUCGCGCAUUCUCCGACGACCUCUUCCGGUGUAUAAAGAUGUUUGGUUGGAGGAGCUCCCAAAGUUGCCUCGGUGAGUCAUAGUCUCAAAUAGUGUUUUACUAUUUAUGAUAAUCUGCUACUGACCUUUUUUUAUUUAUCUUUUGUUUUUUUUCAGAUAUUAAUAAGAAGACAAUAUCACAAAUAAUUUUCUUUUUUCAAUGCAAAAUACUACUGUAAAGUAUAAACAGCAAUGG